GACGCUGAGCACCGUAACCGGUUGCUGUACCUGGCCCCUGGCCUAGACCCCAACAUAACAGUUACAGAAGGCGUUAUGGAGCUUCCAAGCUACUAGGUGGGUGUGGUAGUGGGUUUAAUGUCCAGUAGUGAAGUAUGUGCUUUUAAUACAUACUCACACUUGCUCAUACUUCACAUUAAUAGAAAUAAACUCUAUAUUAAUAUUGUUGAAGUGACUUGUGAAUUAUUUGUAUGUGAGGCGGCCUCAUGUCAGGUGAGGUGAAUGACGUCACAGGUAGUUGACCCAUCAGGCCAAGCUAGUCAAGAGGCGCGGCGGGCAGUGUGGCGCGGGCCGGCGUGGGGAGAGGUGCUGCUCAGCGCCCGCCUCAUUGGUUUUACUAAAUUAGUCACCUGGACAGUCCUGUGCAUGAGGUUACCUGCGUCAGGCUUACAGGUAUGUACGAGGGUGCAUCAAUACAACGGCACUGCAGGUAUGGUCAACCGGACCCAAGAAAUUGGUCUCGUACAACAGCACUGCAGGUAUGGUCAACCAGACCCAAGAAAUUGGUCUCGUACAACGGCACUGCAGGUAUGGUCAACCAGACCCAAGAAAUUGGUCUCGUACAACGGCACUGCAGGUAUGGAGGGAUUAAAGUUACGUGGGAAAACUUUCGAAUCGCAAUUGGUCAUAAUGUAGUGUGUAUAUAUUCCCACAAGUACAACAGGUGAAGGGAACUAGUUUAAGUUUAACAUGUUAUACCUUGCAGCGGCGGCCUUCUAAUAGGUAUAGCCUAAGAACUCUGCAUUAACCACUUCAGAGUGGUAAACCAUUCUUCUGGCCAGUAAUUUGAACAUUUAGUUGUGGUGUAACAUGGGUUAAUGUUCUUCUAACAUUUUUGGGUACAUUUCAAUGCUCUUCCCUCUCCAUCCACCCUUCUGUUAGUCUUUACUAUCCCACCAGUCCAAUCAAUUAUAAACACAAAAAUUACCCAAGAGGGUGAUGUUGCAGCUGGGGUUAGAAGGAAAGUUUGUGUGAGGGGAAAGUGCCGGGGCAUAACCUAGCAAGCUGAAUAUACCGUCAGUUUUGGGAGGCUGAGCACUUGCAGCUACGUGGCCAUCAUCCGCAUCUUGCACAAGGUAUUGGUAGCCCCAGAACGCUGCAGCAAUUCUGCAAAUUGACAAAUAUUGUGGUCAGGCGGCAGACACUGAAGUGUUAGAGGUGAACAUUCCUGGGUCUCCGGAACGAGGUAACGUGGUGCUUCAGGUUUGUUGUUAGUGCUAACGGUUCCUCAUUAUUAGGGGGAGAAAAGAUUAUAUAAUUGGCGUAUGAUGCCUUGCCGGAUUAUGUAAUUGUCGUUUACUGUAGGGCGCCCGGCCGGACCCACCCGGGAGGACGGUUGCCAGGUACUGCUGCUGGUUAUACUACCUGUGCUGAGCCAUCUGGACGUCGUGUUCCAGGGACCUGCCCGAAACGCUACGGCACUAGUGGCUGUACAAGAAUGUAACUACUCUUGUAUAUAUCUAAAAAAAAAA
Molecule: messenger RNA, 1511 nt
Organism: Procambarus clarkii (red swamp crayfish)
Lineage: Eukaryota; Metazoa; Arthropoda; Malacostraca; Decapoda; Cambaridae
Source: RefSeq, a predicted model, not a curated record